UUAUACAAUCAACAAAUUACUGUACUUUUACAUUUAGGAAAUUAAACACAAUGGCGGGCAUAACCAAUAAAGAAAUAGACCGCAUUAUAGAAGAGCUUACGUCUUUAGACUUAGGAUAUUGUACAUUCGAUGAGGAGCUAAUCGAGGGACUCAUCCAGAAGACCUGUUCUGUGAUCACGAGGCAACCGAUGCUCCUUGAGUUGAAUGCUCCUGUCAAAAUCUGCGGAGAUAUCCACGGCCAGUUUACGGAUCUCUUGCGCAUUUUCCGGGCAUGCGGAUUUCCGCCGAAAUCGAACUAUUUGUUUCUCGGCGAUUACGUGGACCGGGGAAAGCGAUCACUGGAGACGAUCUGCCUGCUGUUCGCCUACAAGGUUAAGUAUCCCCAGAAUUUCUUUCUGCUCCGCGGAAAUCACGAGUGCGCCGGCAUAAGUCGCAUUUACGGAUUCUUUGAUGAGGUGAAACGCAGGCACACAGUGCGCUUGUGGCAAAGUUUCACGGAUUGCUUCAACUGGCUGCCAGUGGCGGCAGUUGUGGGUGAAAGGAUCUUCUGCUGCCACGGAGGAUUGAGUCCCUAUUUGCGAAGAUUAAAGGAGAUCCAGUUGCUCCGGCGGCCUACGGACAUUCCGGACGAGGGCAUCCUGUGUGACCUCCUCUGGGCGGAUCUUAAUCACCUCUCCGACGGUUGGGGUCACAAUGACCGUGGUGUGAGCUUCACCUUCGAUGAAACCAUUGUGCGGGGUUUCCUAAAGGCCCACGACUUGGACCUGAUGGUCCGUGCCCACGAGGUGGUGGAGGAUGGGUACGAGUUCUUUGCCAACCGCCACCUGGUCACCAUCUUCUCCGCCCCCAACUACUGCGGUCAGAUGAACAAUGCCGGCGGCGUGAUGAGCGUCGGCGAGGACCUGAUCUGCUCUUUCGUCAUCAUUGAACCAUGCCAUAAAUACGAAGUUUCUGCCACAGAUUCAAAGGUCACGUUUAAUCCAGCGAGAGAAUGAAAUGUUUUUCAUAGAUCCUGUAAUAAAAUAAAUAACUUCUAAGUGGA
This is a messenger RNA of Drosophila rhopaloa, 1042 nucleotides long. It is a transcript of the gene PpY-55A, whose product is annotated as serine/threonine-protein phosphatase PP-Y. Bases 51 to 995 code for a protein of 314 amino acids. Gene Ontology annotation, molecular function: protein serine/threonine phosphatase activity. NCBI's taxonomy places the organism in Eukaryota, Metazoa, Arthropoda, Insecta, Diptera, Drosophilidae. The record is from RefSeq and is a predicted model, not a curated record. The transcript has a single exon. Gene Ontology annotation, cellular component: cytoplasm; nucleus.